Messenger RNA from Alternaria triticimaculans, 1197 nucleotides. RefSeq lists its product as uncharacterized. The transcript has a single exon. The coding region runs from base 1 to 1197 and encodes 398 amino acids. The record is from RefSeq and is a predicted model, not a curated record. NCBI's taxonomy places the organism in Eukaryota, Fungi, Ascomycota, Dothideomycetes, Pleosporales, Pleosporaceae.
AUGAAAGACCUAGUAUUGGCACCAAAGAGCAAGAUCGAAACGAACAUAUACCGCCAAGAUCUCAAAGCUUUGGAAGCACUGCGGGCCGGAAAACCAGAACCCAAUUUCAACAAGAAGAAGCGGCUUCCGCCCCCAGAUGAAGGAAAGGGCCUGUAUGACCCAGUGUUGGCACCAAAGAGCAAGAUCGAGAUGAAGAAUUAUCGCCAACAGGUCAAAGCCUUGGAAGCUUUGCGGGCCGGAGAACCAGAACCCAGUUUCAAGAAGAAGUGGGUUCCACCCCCAGACGAUGGAAAGGGCCUACCACCUGCAGUUAUAAGAAAGGGUACCGUGGAGAAGAGAAAAAAUAGCUACUGGGGGAACGGCUGGGACGAGCAGAUAAAAGCUGAGCGUCUUGAACACAAACAAAAGCAGGCGGAAAAGUUUCACUCGAAAAAUAAGGAGAAACAGUUGAAAUCUAACAUGAUUCAGAACAAAAGGAGGAAAAAUAUACUCGAUGAGAGCAAAAACAGGCAUCAUGAAAUGUUCAUGCUCACCCCGCAUGUGGACCAUAAGGAAGUAUACAAACGGAGCGAACAAGAGGAAUAUGAUGAGGCCCGUGACCUCAAAACGUUCAAAGUACCAGCAAGGAAGACGCCAUCAAAAUGGGGUGCAGAGUACGACAAGAUGGAGGGUCCCCUAGUUUCAAAUCACACGCAGCACAGUGCGAUAGCUAUUCCUCCAGCCGCUGGCGCACGAGCUCGUAGAUUGAGCUUCCAUGACAAGACUGAGCUGGGCAAAGCAGUGCAAAAGAAACCGAUCGACGACAAGAAGCACUUGGUUAUUGACAAGAAGCCAGUCAACCAGCGCCCACACCGCGAGAUCUCACCGGGCUCUUCGGCUCAGCCUUUGGCUCGUAGGGGUAGUUGGCACGGUCGUGUAGAAGAUGAUGGAUCCGGGGUAUUGCAACGAACCCGAGAUCCCGCAAAGAAGAAGGAUGACAGCGCAUAUUACGAACGGUUGAUUCACGGAUUGGCAAUUGAUCUUAAUUAUGGAUCUUUCGACGAAGCUUACCUUGAUAUAGAGAGAUCGAUGAAAACUGGGGAAACGAUCGAUGUCAAACAGCGAUCUGAUGACAUGUGGGCGAAGCGCUGGCGGGAUUUCGAGCGAGAUAGGAUCAGAGAGGGCGUCGACCCCGCAUAUUUCAAGUCAAGUUUUUAA